Messenger RNA from Panicum virgatum (switchgrass), 2844 nucleotides. RefSeq names its product glutamate receptor 2.8-like. The record is from RefSeq and is a predicted model, not a curated record. Lineage: Eukaryota; Viridiplantae; Streptophyta; Magnoliopsida; Poales; Poaceae. Gene Ontology annotation, cellular component: plasma membrane. Gene Ontology annotation, biological process: G protein-coupled receptor signaling pathway. Gene Ontology annotation, molecular function: glutamate-gated receptor activity; G protein-coupled receptor activity. Bases 1 to 2844 code for a protein of 947 amino acids. The transcript has 5 exons.
AUGGAGAAAAAACCUCAAACCAUCCUCUUCCUACUACUUGUCUUCAGUUUUGGUGCAGCUCAAAAUAGCACCGCACGUAAGGUAGAAGAAUUCCAUGUAGGGGUGAUCCUUGACUUGGGUUCAUUGGUGGGGAAAGUAUCACGAACCAGUAUUUCACUGGCUGUGGAAGACUUCUAUUCAGUCCACCAAAACUACAGGACGAAGUUAGCCAUUCACAUCAAGGAUUCCAUGGGCAAUGAAGUCCAAGCUGCUUCAGCAGCUAUUGACUUGCUGGAGAACUACAAAGUGCAAGCCAUCAUUGGCCCCCAGAAAUCAUCUGAAGCUACAUUCAUAUCUAAACUUGGGAGUAUAAAACAAGUACCUAUUAUAUCCUUCACAGCAACAAGCCCUGCUCUCACUCAUGAUAGUUUCCCAUAUUUCGUCCGUGCAACAUUGAACGACUCAGUUCAAGUGAAUGGUAUUGUCUCUCUUAUCAAAGCCUAUGGAUGGAGAGAGGUGGUGUUAGUAUAUGAUGACACUGAAUAUGGGAGAGGCAUUCUACCACACCUUGUCAAUGCCCUUCAACAGAUUGAUGCUCAUGUUCCAUAUCGCAGUGCAAUCCCUUUGUCAGCAACAAGUGAAAACAUAAUGCAAGAACUCUACAAGUUAAUGGCAAUGCAAACAAGGGUAUUUAUCGUUCAUAUGUCAUCAACUAGGGCCUCUCUUAUCUUUACAAAGGCUAAGGAGGCAGGGAUGAUGGACAAAGGAUUUGUGUGGAUCGUUACAGAUGGAGUAGCAAACAUCGUCGACUCACUCAAUCUGUCUGUCAUUGAGGCAAUGAAUGGUGUAAUAGGAACAAGAUUUUAUGUUCCCAGAUUACAAGAACAUGAUACUAGUUUCUUAAUAAGAUGGAACAGAAUGUACCGGCAAUUUAAUCCUAAUGAAUUGCCACUUGACAAGCCAAGCAUAUUUGGACUAUGGGCCUAUGAUACAGUUUGGGCAUUAUCACAGGCCGCAGAAAAGGUUGGAGUAUCCAGAAAUAAAAAUAAGAGAUUGCAGUCCAGUAAAAAUAGUACGAGCUUGGACUUGUUGGCAGUUUCCACAGAUGGUCCAGAGCUCCUAAAAGAAAUUUUACAUAACAAAUUCAGAGGCUUAAGUGGAAACUUUGACCUUACUGACAGACAACUACCGGUUUAUGCACUACAAAUAAUAAAUGUGGUUGGUAGAAGCUGGAAACAUAUUGGGUUUUGGACUUUGAAAAAUGGACUUUCUCGACAGUUAAAUCAAAAUGGUUUGAAAAUAACAGGGCCAGCCUCAAUGCUUGAGCUAAAUCCAGUAAUUUGGCCUGGAGAAUCAACAGAAAUACCAAGGGGAUGGGAAAUUCCAGCAAGUGGCGAUAAGCUUAAGGUUGGUGUGCCCACAAGUGCAUAUCCAGAGUUUGUACAGACAUCAAAGGAUCCUGUCACGAAUGCAACAAGAGUAGUUGGGCUUUCAAUAGACAUAUUUGAGGAGGUAGUAAAGAGGCUACCCUUUGCACUUAGCUACGAGUACCAAGCAUUUGAUACAAUUGAUGCAACAAGUUCAACAAGUUAUAAUGAUUUUGUUCACCAAGUUUAUCUUCAGAGAUAUGAUAUAGCAAUUGGAGACAUAACAAUCAUAUACAGCAGAACACCGUAUGUUGACUUCACGAUUCCAUACACAGAAUCAGGUGUGGGAAUGAUUGUCCCAGUCAAGGAAACAGUGAAGAAAAACAUCUGGAUUUUCUCAAAACCACUAAGCAAAGGAAUGUGGUUUGGAAGCAUCAUGUUCACUAUGUACACAACAAUUGUUGUCUGGAUAUUAGAGCAUCUAAAUGGCAACACACAUCUACAUGGUCCAUUUUCACUCAGACAACUGGAGAUUCUGAUGUCUUUCUCCAUAUUUGAAGAGAAGGAAAAGCUGAAAUGCAUUCUGUCCCGAUUAGUUCUACUUGUAUGGAUGUUUGUUUUUCUGGUACUUGCAUCAAGUUAUACAGCAAGCCUUGCAUCAAUGCUUACUGUACAACAGCUUUCACCAAUGUUUACUGACAUUCGUGAACUCCAAAAGCAAGGAGGAUAUGUAGGAUUCCACCGAGGUUCCUAUAUAGAAGGUCUACUGGUGGAUAUUGGUUUCGAUAGAUCAAAAAUAAGAUCUUAUGCUCCUGACGAGUUUCGCAUUGCUCUUUCUAAUGGAGGCGAACAUGGUGGUGUCGCUGCACUUGUUCUUGAUGUUCCAUACAUCAAAUUAUUUCUUGCCAAGUACUGCAGAGGUUACACAAUGGUUGGACCUAUUUACAAGAGUGCAGGGUUUGCAUUUGCACUUCCCAAGCGAUCUCCACUGCUUGCGGAAAUAUCAAGGGCGAUCAUCAACAUAACAGGAGGAGAUACUAUCAUUCAAAUCGAAAAGAAAUGGAUUGAUCAAAAUGAUUGUCAAAAUGAGGAAAAAAUAGAUGGCUCAGACAGUGCUAUCACUUUCGACAGUUUUGGGGGAUUAUUCCUACUAACUGGAUUUGUGACAACCUGUUCCAUUCCUGUAGCAUUGCUGAUGAAUCACUAUAAAAAAGAUCAACAAAAGGUACUGACCAAACAAGAUGAGCCGAAUAAUCAAAGAUAUGCGCAAAAAGGAGAAAAUAGCCAUAUUCAAGAUGGCAAUGAAGGUAAUGAAGAAAAUGGAGACUGCGGAGACAUAGAUAAUCAAGGUAGAAUAUUGGUGCCUCAUAGUCCAAACAGAAAUGGUGACCUGCUAGGAGAUUGCACACAGAAUAACAGGGUGACAGCGACAACUCAUUUCGGUUCAGAUUUCAUUCACAUGGAGGGUGAAGCUAGUAUGUCACAAAGUUGCUCUUAG